ACUCGACCCCGAUCAUCGAAUGGCAACAACUACUCAGUGCACGGGUACGAGUACGAGUACCUACCUGCCAACUUAUACGGAGUAGUUAAUCCAUUAAAGUAUCUCCCACAACCUGCGCCGAAUCUUCCGCCCAAACCAAUGCCAUCGAAAGUAUUAAGCAUUACAUACCUAGUAUUCAUUACCAAUAAGCUCUGAUGGAGUAGUCUUAAAUUGUCGUGAUGGAUACUAGGUAUUUUCUUCACCACGGAGUACUCUUACUCUGUUAGAACUUGGCGCAACUUGACCUGAGUAAAAUCCUGGCUGUCUAAUAUCUCUCUCUCUUCUGAAGAUUUUGAAUCGCAAAGAUCCAUAAUAAACUUGCAAGGUCCGGAAAUUCCCAAGUCUCCGUCCAGAUCAAAUCUCUUGGCAUCAAAUCUGUCGGGCUAACCUAACCUUCACCUACCAUGGUCCAUCGGCAGUAGUAAGUAGCGAGAUGCAUCUCUUUUUCACCGCCUUCUAAUCUUAUCAUGAACCCUGUGAAUGAGGAAUUCGGGUGUUCCUACGAUGUGAAGCCUUCUCGGGGAGGCUGAACACUAAACGCUGAAGCCAACUGCCGAAACCUCAAUCUCACUAUGGCUUUAACAGAUCUUCGUGCGCUUCAAGCACCAGUUCGCACGUUGAUAUUGUGUUUCACGCUCUGGAAGAUCUCGCUUCUACUUAUCGCAGCUAGCAGUCCAGGUCCAGGCUAUGAUACAUCCACCAACCUCUUAUUGCUGAGUCUGCAAUCGGUCGAAAAAAAGAAGUUACCAUCGGGAGUGCAGUACCUCAUCGGCAAAUUGAUAAGAUGGGAUGCACUUUACUUCGUACAUGCGUCGAAUCGGGGUUAUGUCUAUGAGCAAGAAUGGGCGUUUGGGUGGGGUUUCACCCGCAUUAUAAAAUUUAGCAUUAUUGGUAAGUAGAGAGCCGACUGCCCAUCUGCACGCCUCGUUGACCAAGGUAGGACUUGAAUAUCUUGGGGUACCCCACUAUAAUGGACUGGAGGGGUUGGUGGGGAUCUUGAUUGCUCAUGUCGCCCAUCUACUUUCAAUUCUUGUCCUUUACAGCUUAACCUUGACACUCUUCCCUUCUAAGAGGUUUGCUCUAGUCACAGCUCUUCUGCACAUCAUAUCACCGGCUGGAAUCUUUCUCUCCGCUCCAUAUGCUGAAAGUUUGACUGCUCUAUUGACCUUUCUGGGAGUUUUCAUUUUCACAAAAAGUUUUGCAUCUGGAACAUCCAAGAGAACAUUAGGUCAUGACCUUCUUAUCCUCAUUUCCGGCGGGGUAUUCGGAGUCGCUAGUACUUUCAGAAGUAAUGCAUUACUCAAUGGACUCCUCCUGCUCGAGGAAGCAUUCAGAGCCCUCAUCAGCUUAGGUAACGGGUUCAAUAUAAACACCUUCCGUCGCCUGAUCAUUACUGGUUUGGGAGGCAUAUGUGUUGGUAUUGGCUUCCUCACACCACAAUACCUCGCAUAUCAAGAGUAUUGUGGGGCGACGGGAGUUGAGUAUACAAGAACGUGGUGUAAAAAUACCAUACCAAGUGUAUAUACCUUUGUGCAAGCCUACUACUGGUAUGUCGAUGGAUUUGGGGAAAACAAAGCCUUUCUAACAUCUACUAGGAAUAAUGGUCCGUUCAAGUAUUGGACCAUGUCCAACAUACCGCUAUUUAUACUUGCGAUGCCUAUGAUCAUAAUUCUAGGAGUAUCUGGCAACGCGGGGUUAAGGGAUGCUCACUUCCAACAAAUUUUUUCGGCUGCCACGGUUACCUCUAAGAAAGAAGUCAGCCCGUCAACGGAUGGAAUCCGAAAUACCGAUAAAAUCCAGAUUAUCCGGAAUUUAGCGCUCUCACAGUUGAUUCUCACGGUAUACACGGUAAUAGGUGGACAUGUUCAGAUCAUCACAAGGAUCUCAUCAUGUUGUGUGGUAUAUUUAUGGUAUAUGGCCGCUUCGAUUGGGGAAGAAAAAGAUCCAACAGUCACAAUGGUUGGAAGAUUCAUGAUAAUAUAUGCCGGCAUCCAAAGUGGCUUAUUCUCAUCAUUCUUACCACCUGCGUAGUAGGAAAAAUGGUUGUUAGUUUAAAACAUAUCCAGUGGCAAUUGCUGUGGUAGGCCACUUAUUAUGCGCUCUCUCUUCUCUCUUCCCUUUUCCUUGCUUUGACAAACAAGAAAUUGAAACAGAAUUAUUUAUAACUAUAUAUACCAAUCAAAAGGCCAAUAUCAGUUCCAGAAUUAUU
Molecule: messenger RNA, 2248 nt
Organism: Sclerotinia trifoliorum
Lineage: Eukaryota; Fungi; Ascomycota; Leotiomycetes; Helotiales; Sclerotiniaceae
Source: the annotation of a GenBank genome assembly